Molecule: messenger RNA, 821 nt
Organism: Porites lobata
Lineage: Eukaryota; Metazoa; Cnidaria; Anthozoa; Scleractinia; Poritidae
Source: the annotation of a GenBank genome assembly
AUGGUUGUGAAAGAGUUUUUGGAGGAUAAAGGGGUGCAGUUAUCUCGAUUAAAACAGUUCAGAGUAAACAAGGCAGCAGCCAGACGAAGUUUGAAACGCUUUCAGGGUGGAGAGAUUUCAGUUCCAACUCAACCAACAAAUGAUCAGAUUAGGGAAACCUUAAUGGUACGUUCAGGGGCAGCUAAUGCAAACCAAAGUGAUCACAACAAUAUGAGAGAUCUUCAUCUAUAACUGUCCAUGAAAAAGAUCCCAUGAGCUUUUUCCCUUUACUUUUAAGCACAACAAAAUUAGUAUUGCUGAUAAUUAUAAUUAAAAAAAUAAUAGUUGUAAAUAUUAUUUAUCACAAAUGUCUGUAAUAAUUUUAAAUUUAAUUUUUUCUUAUAACUAAAAGAAAAUUAUCUCUGCCAUGGUAAAUAUUCAAGGAAAUAACUAAUAAUGGUGGAUACAUGCUGAUUGAUUUGCUUGCUAAUCACACGUCUUUUACUCUGCAGAGCAAAGUUGAAAGUGGUGAAUAUGUCCUUGGUGAAAUGAUUGUCCCCCAGACAUUCAAGAAAGUAACAUUAACUAAGGAAGGACACCUUAAGACAGAAACAUUUACCGUGUCUGGCCGAAAGAUUCCUCUGUUGGAAAUCAGAAAGAGAAUGCUCAAAGAACAUGAGUCGUUGGAAAUAAUGAGAAUUUGCAAGGAUGAUUUAUAUGACUCAAUGACAGAAGAUGAACUCAGUUCAAGACUUGUGCAACUUGGUGAGGAAAGUGGGGAGGGGACUCCAUCUGAGAUGAGGAAUGGAAAGGAAAAGGCAUCUUAUAGUUUGGGGGGAUAA